UUUCCGUAGAAGAAGAGAGAAGCGGAAGUAAAUCGCCGCGGCGCAGUUGUUCAAAACAACCGAGCGAGUUUCAGAAUUACAACUUUCGCCACAAUGCCUCUGUCCACUCAGUCUCAAGCUGACGAUGAACAAUAUGUUUUAGUUGCCAGUUUGGAUAACGCACGCAAUCUCUCCAACAUACUGAAAGCCAUCACCUUCAAGGACCAUGCCAUCUUCAACGCUACACCCAACGGCCUGAAGGUCACUGUGGAGGACUCCAAGUGUCUACAAGCCAAUGCGUUCAUCCAGGCUGAGAUCUUCCAAGAGUACACCAUAAAAGAAGAUGUGGUGGGUUUUCAGGUCAAUCUCACUGUUCUGUUGGACUGUCUCAGUAUCUUUGGAGGAAGCAAUGUAGCAGGAGUAACAGCUUUACGAAUGUGCUACAGAGGCUACGGUUACCCUCUGACCUUGUUCCUGGAGGAGGGUGGCGUCGUGACAGUUUGCAAGAUCAACACACAAGAACCAGAAGAGCCAAUUGACUUUGAUUUCUGCAGCGCCAAUGUCAUAAACAAGGUGAUCCUGCAGUCAGAGAGUCUGAAAGAACCCUUCUCUGAACUGGAUAUGAGCAGCGAGGUGCUGCAGAUCACCAUGUCCCCGAGCCAGCCGUACUUCAGGUUAUCUACGUUUGGAAACUCUGGAAACGCCCAUUACGAUUAUCCCAAAGACUCAGACAUGAUGGAGCUGUUUCGCUGCACAAAGACUCAAACAAACAGGUACAAGAUGUCCCUGCUGAAGCCGUCCACCAAAGCUCUUGCUUUGUCGUGUAAAGUCUCCGUGAGGACGGACAGCAGGGGCUUCCUCUCUCUGCAGUACCUGGUCCGGAACGACGAUGGACAGAUCUGCUUUGUAGAAUAUUAUUGCUGUCCUGAUGAGGAGGUGGAGUGAUUACAGUGCGUCCAUUAAACCCUGCUUUAAAUAAGCACUUUACCAUCAGUAGAGGCCAAUUGCUUUCACUGAGGGCAGGAAUAAGAGCACUAACUCUGGCAGAGGAGGCUGUACAGCCACUGGGUGCACACAGGGGAAAUAAAAGCAGCGCGACAAGAUGAAUAAUGAACAUGUUCCAAUAAAAUCUGCUGAUUCAUCAUUAGUUAAACACUCACAGUUGAGUGGGACAUUGCUACGGGACGUGUGGGAGGAUAAUGUUGCCUACCUGCUCUUGUUGUGCACAUGUGUCGUUACUUCACGACACACAAGUUCAGAAUUUCAUAAUUGUAUGCAGUUAAUGUAUUGGGUUUUGUUACUAUGGCAACCUAACUAUUUAUCAGAAGCCCCUCAAUAUGUGAACCCUGUAACUUCAUGAGUCUACAUGGCUCGUUAUCCAACUGUGGCCAUGAUUUACUUACAAUGUUGAAGUUGACAUUUUUCAUGACGUUUUCUGGAGAAGACAUCAGAUACUGAGAUUAAGUUUGAAUCGUUUUAUUUCUAGGACAUAGAAAACAACUGUAGAUAAACUCAAUAAACAUGUUUUGUUUUUUUUACAAUGAUGGAAAAUGUUAUUUUAAUCAUUAAAGUUGGGAAAAUGUUGGCAUUGUUGCAAAAGCUUUGCAAAAAGUUUUGCAACCCUCUACGUUCUGCACAAUCUUCUUGUGAUUGAUAAGGGAGAAAAAGUGUAUUGUACGAAACCACAAUAUGGCAACAGACG
Messenger RNA from Paralichthys olivaceus (Japanese flounder), 1681 nucleotides. RefSeq names its product RAD1 homolog (S. pombe) (gene rad1). Gene Ontology annotation, molecular function: 3'-5' exonuclease activity. The record is from RefSeq and is a predicted model, not a curated record. Gene Ontology annotation, cellular component: checkpoint clamp complex; nucleus. NCBI's taxonomy places the organism in Eukaryota, Metazoa, Chordata, Actinopteri, Pleuronectiformes, Paralichthyidae. Gene Ontology annotation, biological process: DNA repair; DNA damage checkpoint signaling.